Messenger RNA from Leishmania mexicana MHOM/GT/2001/U1103, 3021 nucleotides. RefSeq names its product cysteine peptidase, Clan CA, family C19,putative. Gene Ontology annotation, cellular component: cytosol; nucleus. The transcript has a single exon. Lineage: Eukaryota; Euglenozoa; Kinetoplastea; Trypanosomatida; Trypanosomatidae. Gene Ontology annotation, biological process: protein deubiquitination. Gene Ontology annotation, molecular function: cysteine-type endopeptidase activity; cysteine-type deubiquitinase activity. The record is from RefSeq and is a predicted model, not a curated record. The coding region runs from base 1 to 3021 and encodes 1006 amino acids.
AUGUCGUGCUACUGCGUCGAAGAAGUCGACCUCGACAUUUUUCGUGGCGUAUUCAUAGAGCAAUGGCUAAGCGGUAAGAAACAUAGCGGUUCUCAGGAGGCGCUCUUCUUCUGCACAACAUGCGGUCCGCCAGCGGUGCAGGAGUCGAUAAAGGGCUCCUCUGGUAGCGGCAGCAGCAGCGGCGCGAACCGGCGUAGCACCUAUACAGCGAAGAGCUGCACCCCAGAGAAAAAGAGUUCAUCCGGCAAGUCCACGUUUGGCAGCACGUUGAAGAAACUCUUUACCUUGUCCAAGAGCAGCUCAAAAGCGGACCUGAGCACCAUUUCGUCGAGGCAGCACUCUAGCUGCCACGCACAUGAGCACAACACCCGAAUCAUAUCCGCAGAGGAGGAGGAACUCCCGAUCACACCGCGGACGGAUAAGGAGCUGUACCUGUGCGUGACCUGCGGCUCGUGCUACUGCCGCGAUCACGCUUUCGAUCACCACUACAGCCGUCAGCAGCGCAGCACCGUGGCGGGCGGCGACGACCUCGAAGCGCCGCAGAAGGGUUACCCGUACCACUCCUUCUUCAUCGGCGUCCCCAGCUUCGUGAGCACCCACCCUUCCCACAUACUACAGGAGACGUCGUGGGGACUGCUUUUCCCCACUGUGACGGUGCGUGAGAUCGAGGAGGGUACGGUAGACUUGUCGAAGCCGCUCCCCUUCUACGAGCAUUUCGAAGAGAUCUGCGACAGCGGCGCUGCCUGCGAGACGGGUGCCUUUCAACCGAACAGCAGCAUGACCUCCACCAGUCACAGCUUCAACCGCGGCAGGAACACACUCGGCAUUUCCUCCAGUGGGAUGCACACACGCGUUCACAGCGGGUACAGCAGCAGUGGCCCCUUCGACGGGUCACUUCGGCUACACUCAAAAUCGAACAGCUACGUGGAUAGAAGGGAAGACCGCCUCCCGACGCGCCGAUCUGCCCUGCUUACCCCCGUCGGGGCCCACAAAAUCCUCUCUCUGCCAGAGUUUCACUCCUCGCCGCCUGAGAACUGGUCAUAUCUCAUGUUCUGCGCCAGAUGCGCCGACCGGCAGGCGGUGAGACUGAAUGGCAAGCAGUGCGACAACGACAUCUCGCGUCAUGUCCACCUGCGCCGACUGGGACAGCUCACGGCUCUGCUCGCGUACUUUCUGCUUCGUGGUGUGCGUCUCGAAGUGCCUGUGCAGUUUUUGGAGUACUCCGCAAAAAAGCACGUGGAGCAGGUGGAGCGGCAACGCAGCCAGAAGCGCGCACACAAGUUGGCUGAGAUGCAGCGUGUCGGCCGCGCCUCGGAGCUCGUCGGCGGCCUCGAAGUGAUGGCAACGACGGGCGCGAGGCAUGCAGGCACCACCGGCGAUGGUGCGGAUAUGUCACCGGCAGGGGCGAACGCAGCGGGUGACUUUGGCCUGCUGUCACGCACAGAGACAGACCACGUCAUCACCCGUGCGGCGAUCUGCGGCUUCUCGAAUGAGAGCUACUUUUGCUACAUGAACUCGGUGCUGCAGUGCUUGCUGCGGUGCCGCAUCUUUGCGAACCCACUGCUGCGCCUCGACCCGCCCAAGAGCCCUGGAAAGCUCACGGCAUCCAUGUCACGCCUGCUGCACCACUUGGCACAUCAGACGUAUCAGGACGUGCUCAACGGUGCCGUCUUCGCGUUCGUGCGCUCGCUGCGAACGCAGAUUGGCAACAUCAACGUGCUCUUCGAAGAGGAUGAGCAGCAGGAUGCCCAAGAGUUUCUUAUCACGCUGCUCAACGGCAUCGAGGAUGAGUUCGACAAGGGAAGGAGCGAAGAGGAGAAGAGGGCGUCGCGCCGUGUUAGCUUCGAAGGCACGCUUCUCUCCGAGGUGAUCUGCUCCCAAUGCAAGCACUGCGUCCCGCGUAACGAAAUGUUCAUGUCACUUUCCAUCCCCAUCGAGAAAAGCAUCGAGGACGGUAUUGCAUCGCUCUUCGCGCCGACCACGCUGCGCGGCAAGGACCGCUACGCAUGCGAGGGCUGCUUCAUGAAACUGUCGCAGAAAGAGCAGCAGGGGCACAACGCCCUCGCCGCAGUCCAGGCUGAGGCAGAGAGGAAGGCCAAGUUGAAUGGGAAGAAGCUUACUCAAGCGCAGAUAGAGGAGCGCGUGUAUGCCAACGCGCUCUACAGCGAGGCCGAGGUACGCACCUCGCUUUCCCACCUCGGUGGCAGCCUUGCGGUGCAUCUUCUGCGCUUCCACUACGACCCGACGGUACAGGACUUCAUCAAGGUGCUCACACCGGUGCGCAUCUCGCUCACCCUUGACCUCACCCCGUAUGCCAGCCGCGAAGUUGUGGAGGCCUACAGGCGUAUGGAGAAGAUUCAUCUCUUGCAGCGCCGCUUCCCGACCGCACCAGAGAAGCUGAUUAGCAAGUACCUGCGCCACGCCAAGGAUGAUGUCAAGCUGACCACGCAGAGGAUGCUGGAUGACGGUCAUGGGAUCGCCGAGGCGGCGCACUCACGGCAGAGUAGCAGCACUGGCCUCAGCCGCAUCCACACUGGGGUGGGGGUAGGCAACGUGGUAGGUGAUGACGCGUCUGAGGAUGUGGCUGGCGUCGGCAGCGUCUUUGGCGACGCCUCUGGCUGCACCUCAGGCGGCACCUCCUCUUUGACUGCGACGCCGGUCAGCAACCCCAACAGGGAUCGCGGCAACUUUGCCAAGGUGGCGGCCAAGCCUUGGACGAUCACUAACGGAGGCGCUGGCAAGGCUAAACCGUCAGAUCCCGCUGCUAAGAUUUGCGCAAUCACGAGAGACGAAUUUGAUCCCUUUGGUGAGCGCACCCUUCCGAAGCCAUCGUUGGUGCGUCAGCUGGUGGGCAUCGUUACGCAUCGAGGCUCGCUGCACGGGGGCCACUACAUUGCCUAUGUGCGCCACCUCACUCGCCCACAUGUAUGGUUCCGUUGUGACGACGAGGACAUCGACGUGGUGGAGGAGAAGCACGUGCUCGAUCACGAGGCUGAGGUGUACCUCGCCUUCUACGAGUAG